CUCCGUUUCUCUCUCUCUCUUUCUCUCUCUGCGUCACUUGCUCAGAUUCGGUUGGCUUCGCGUUGUUCCGUAUGCGAGCUGAUGCGAGCCACCGCGGGCCGUUUGUUCUCGAACGGCGUUAUUUAACAACAAAUUGCGACGGGAUUGUUUAAACUGAGGGUGCGAGCAUGGGUCGCUACAGAAGUCGUAGCCGCGACAGGGACAGGCGACGGAGAUCUCGCACUCGCUCACGGAGUAGGUCGCCGCGCGACAGGAGGAGCUGGGGCGGCAGCGGUGGACGCGACAGGCCCUCCAGCAGUCGCAACAGUCGCGGCCAGCCGGGUGCGAAUCUGAGGAAACCGCGAUGGGACCUCAGUCGGCUGGAACCCUUCAAGAAGGACUUUUAUAUUCCUCACGAUGCGGUACAGAACCGAGAUCCGCGUGUCGUGGAACAGUACAGGAUCGAAAAAGAGAUCACUCUCAGAGGCAAGAACAUCCCGAAUCCUGUUUUUGACUUUGAUGAAGCGGGUUUCCCAGACUAUGUCCUCAGAGAGAUCAAAAGACAAGGUUUCAGUGAACCCACAUCGAUUCAAGCGCAAGGAUGGCCUAUCGCGUUAAGCGGACGGGAUAUGGUGGGCAUUGCAUCCACAGGCUCUGGAAAAACAUUGUCUUAUAUACUGCCUGCUUUGAUUCACAUCAAUAGCCAGCCAAAAUUGAGCCGCAAGGAUGGACCUAUCGCAUUAGUAUUGGCGCCUACGCGAGAGCUCGCCCAACAGAUUCAACAGGUCGCUGAUGAUUUUGGACAUUCGUCGGCCAUCAGAAAUACUUGCCUGUAUGGUGGAGCGCCGAAAGGCGCUCAAGCUAGAGAUCUGGACGGCGGUGUAGAAAUAGUCAUCGCUACACCCGGUAGAUUAUUGGAUUUUCUCGAGUCCGGAAAGACGAAUCUGAAAAGAUGUACAUAUUUGGUAUUAGACGAAGCUGAUCGAAUGUUGGACAUGGGAUUUGAACCGCAAAUCAGAAAGAUUAUAGAACAAAUUAGACCGGAUAGGCAGACGUUGAUGUGGUCAGCCACCUGGCCUAAGGAAGUAAAAAAUUUAGCCGAAGACUUUCUUAAAGAUUAUGCUCAAAUCAAUGUUGGUUCUUUGCAACUUUCAGCAAAUCAUAAUAUAUUGCAAAUAAUUGAUGUGUGUCAAGAGUAUGAAAAAGAAACUAAAUUAAGUACUCUAUUGAAGGAGAUAAUGGCAGAGAGUGAAAAUAAAACCAUAGUGUUUAUCGAAACCAAGCGUAGAGUGGACGAGAUAACAAGGAAAAUGAAACGCGACGGUUGGCCAGCGGUUUGCAUUCAUGGCGACAAGACACAGCAAGAACGAGAUUGGGUUUUACAAGAUUUCAGAACAGGCAAAGCACCGAUCCUUGUUGCUACAGAUGUGGCUGCACGCGGUCUUGACGUUGAAGACGUCAAGUUUGUCAUCAAUUUUGACUACCCCUCCUGUUCCGAGGAUUAUGUCCAUCGUAUCGGUCGUACCGGGCGCCGUCAGAAAACCGGCACGGCGUACACCUUCUUCACGCCUAACAACGCUAACAAGGCUAACGAUCUGAUACAAGUACUCAAGGAAGCAAAUCAAGUGAUAAAUCCGAAACUACUGGAGCUUGUCGACAGUAAAGCUGGCGGCUAUGGAAGGAACAGAGGUGGAAGAAAUCGAUGGCGGUCACGAGGCGUCGCCGGUGGAGGUGGUGGCGGUCGUAAUGGAAAAGAACGCAGCUACUCGCGAAGCAGAAGUCGAAGCUAUAGCAGAGAACGCAACGGCCGCGGCAGUCGACGAAGCUAUAGUCGUAGCUACUCGCGAAGUCGUAGUCCCGUCAGCAAUCGUAACGAAGUUAUCGGCAAAAGUUAUUGGAGUAGCGAGAGAUGAUCUUCCAGCGACGGAUAAAGAAUAUGCAUGUUAAUGCAUAACGCAGGUAAUUUUUUUUCCUUUUUUUUAAUCUCCGAUAGAAACGAUGUGUUAUAACGAACUGUUUAUAGUUAUACUAUAACUAUUACUCAACGAGACAUUCGCGAAUUCGCGAGAAACGAUACCUUUAUGCCGAAUUCGGUGGAGCACAUCACAAUUAUUAUAAAUUAAAAUAUUGAUUAUGGUUAAUUACACAUUUCUUGAUUAUAUAAUAUUAUAUAUUAUCAAUUAUACAACUUUGUUUAUAAUACAUAAUUAUAAAUUUAUAACUUCUUAUGUAUAGCAAUUUUCAACCUGUAUCAAUGCACACCACGUGUACUCCGCCGAAUUUAGCUGCCAGAUUUUUGACAUGCGAUGUAAUAUUGUUUGCUGAUCACGUUUAUACGAAUUUCUAAUGUCAGCUUCAUCAAUAAUGCUGACCGUCGCUAUAUUAUGUAAGGCAAACUUUUAAAGCCGGGUCCACUCUCAAGGCUACUCGAACAGAGAUUUACUAUGUACUUGCUAGUGAUAGAAUGUGCUGUCAUAUCUUUUACUUCCUUUUGCAUCUUCAUGCUUCAUCUAAUUUCUUCCUUUUUCAAAUGUUGUCGAUAUACACCGGUCUAUAGAUUAGAUAGCGCAAAUCCAUUACGGCACAAAUUACUACUAUUUAUACGUUUUUAUAAUGCUAAUCCUCACGUUAAUCUCAUAAUCGCUCACCCGAUAGUAAGAGUGGGUGUUAGGCUGUGUGAGCGAAUGGUGUAUAAAUCUAAUUAUUAUGUGCGAAUUAAACUUCCAGUAUAUAACGGUACUCGAGUAGUACAUAUUUGUAGAUCGUAAUAAAUUAUAGAUGUCUAGCGCGCUUAUUUGUAAUUCGUCCGUCUAUAUUUAGGCAAUUAUGAUAAAUGAUAAUAACAUUCGAUGUACAGUAUUUCAACAACGUGAUAAAUAAAUUCAUAAAUGUCGACAUUA
This is a messenger RNA of Solenopsis invicta (red fire ant), 2879 nucleotides long. RefSeq names its product probable ATP-dependent RNA helicase DDX17. The transcript has 8 exons. Gene Ontology annotation, molecular function: RNA binding; RNA helicase activity; ATP binding. The record is from RefSeq and is a predicted model, not a curated record. The coding region runs from base 168 to 1892 and encodes 574 amino acids. Gene Ontology annotation, cellular component: nucleus; cytoplasm; ribonucleoprotein complex. Lineage: Eukaryota; Metazoa; Arthropoda; Insecta; Hymenoptera; Formicidae.